Molecule: messenger RNA, 3226 nt
Organism: Danio aesculapii
Lineage: Eukaryota; Metazoa; Chordata; Actinopteri; Cypriniformes; Danionidae
Gene: acbd5a
Product: acyl-CoA binding domain containing 5a
Exons: 13
Coding region: 103-1611 (502 amino acids)
Biological process (GO): fatty acid metabolic process; autophagy of peroxisome
Cellular component (GO): peroxisome
Molecular function (GO): fatty-acyl-CoA binding
Source: RefSeq, a predicted model, not a curated record
CGCUUUCAAAAAGAACUACAAUUCCCAACAAACAGACGCUGAAGGCUUUCGUAUGUUGACUGUCAGAUUUGAUCCAGAUCUUCUUGAAGCGGUUAGAUUGUCAUGAUGGAGGGUGACAGCAACCCACUGUACGAGCAGCGGUUCAACGCUGCUGUCAAAGUCAUCCAGAAUUUACCUUCAAACGGUUCAUUUCAGCCAUCCCAUGACAUGAUGCUGAAAUUUUAUAGUUACUACAAACAAGCAACACAAGGCCCCUGCAACAUUCCUCGUCCAGGAUUCUGGGACCCCGUUGGCAAAGCCAAAUGGGAUGCAUGGAGUUCUCUUGGGGAAAUGCCGAAAGAGGAGGCGAUGGCGGCCUACGUGGAUGAUUUGAAAUUGAUCCUGGAAAGUAUGCCUGUUUCAAGCGAGGUAGAGGAGCUUCUGCAGGUCAUCGGACCUUUCUAUGAGCUGGUGGAUGAGAAGAAGAAGAUAACGCAAGUGUCUGAUUUAAGCUCAGGCUUCGGGAACCUGCUAUCUUCACCGCCCAAAUGUGUCACAAAAAGCAUCAUCAGGACAAUGGAGAUGAAUGGUAAUUUAGAAGGUUAUCCUAUAAAAACUGCAGAAACGCUGAAGGUGAAAUCAACAUAUCUGGAGGACAGAGAAGAUGAUGAGGAAGAGGAUGAAGAAGGGGAGAAAGAUGAAGUAGAGGAGGUCAAAGAGGUGAAAAAAGCAUCACAACCAAAGAAGCGGGCUUCAGCAGGGAGACCUAAAGGACUGGUAUCUAAUGGCAGUAUCGGCCAACAUAAAGGCCUUAGCAAUGGAACGCACGGGUCGAAAUCUGAUCUGAACAGACAGGAGUCAGAAGGAGACUCUGAACACAUGAACCACGAUGGAGGCAUCGUAGAGCUCAAUGGACACCUGAAUAGUGAGGAGGACAAGGAAGAAGAUGUGUCCAGUUCUCACCAUGUGGCCAGUGAUUCAGACAGCGAGGUGUACUGCGACUCUGUGGACCAGUUUGGUGGAGAAGAUGGAUCCGAGAUGCACAUGAACCGCUCUCUGGAAGUGUUGGAGGAGAGCCACAGCACACUGUCCUCCACAGGAGACAUCAGAUCACAGGAUGAUGAGCUGCUGGGACGAGAGGAAGGCGUACAGCACGGUGGAGAAGAUGGACGGGGCAGCAGAGGAGAAGCUCAGAGACAGGGACUUCCUGUCAAAAGAAGUGACAGCUCUGUCGUCAGGAGGGGAAGAGGGUCCAGGUCGCCUGCCUCUGGCUCCGGGUCAGCGGGACCCCAGCAGGGCAGCGGGGGAGACGGAGAGCGCUGGGGGGCGGACGGACCCAUGACAGAGAAUCUAAACGAACAGAUCAUCUGCGCUCUGGCCAGACUGCAGGACGACAUGCAGAGCGUCUUACAGAGACUGCACACGCUUGAAGCUCUGACAGCCUCACAGGCCCGGUCAUUAGCGCUGCCUUCAGACUACCUGACAGCACCUGCAAACAGAAAUAAGAAGAAGCCGUCCUGGUGGCCUUUUGAUGUGUCUCUUGGAACUGUGGCCUUUGCAGUGGUUUGGCCGUUUGUGGUGCAGUGGCUCAUCCGUGUGUAUGUGCAGCGCAGGAGAAGAAGAAUCAACUGAAGCCAAUCACCUGCUGGUUUUCUGGAGAUGCUCCAUGUAUAGGAGGAGGGAGGAGGCCGUGUUUUCUGCCUGUCCUGUGACUUUUGCACUAAGAUGACGACUCUAAGAAUCCGCAAAUGAAAAGACAGACUGAAUGUACGGCACUGCAGCUUACCACAACUUUUCUUUUGUACUUUUUUUAAUGCAACAAAAUUGACAAAUCCCUAAUUUAGGUCAUUUAAAAGUAGAACUGCGGUAAACAGACAUCCAUUAUUAAGGGCAUUAAUUACAAUGUUCACGUCAAAUAUAUACCAUUCAAUGUCCUGCGCACAUACAGUAGCUGCUAAUUGUCGUUAAUACUGUAGCAAAGUGUAAGAUGCACUGAGUACUUUAUAGGGGAUUAUUUCUCUGAUUCUUGGCACAUUUAGGACCCUCGGAAUGCAAAGAAAUCAGGACCACCACAUUAGCUAGUAAUAAUAGUAACGUUUUCUAUUAUAAUAUACAUGUUAAUAUCUAGACUUGGCGUUCGCUCAAGUGAGAUGCGGUGCUGAUCAAAGCCAUAAACGCUUAUGUAACUGACACUUUCCUUUGCAAAUCUGUAGAGAAUUGAGUUCUUCGUCUUCUCAAUAUAACAUGAUGCCUGACAUAUCUGAGUGUGUAGACACUGCAUAUUAAACAUCACUGCAUUAGAUACGAAAUAUUGAAGUGUUAUCUAAUUAAACAAGCACACUUAUCAAGCAAAAUAAUUCAGUUUAAGUGCGUUUUAAAGGGAUAUUUCACCCAAAAAUGAAAAUUCUGUCAUUAUUUACUUUGUAAGUUUCUCCUGUUGAACACAAAGAUACAUAUAAUGAAGAAUAUUCGAAAAAAAUAACCAUUGAUGUUGUAAUUUUAGUUCCUACUAUGGCUGUCUAGCCUUUUUCCUCCCAACAUUUGUGUGUCGAACCACUUAAGUGUGAGGAAACCUUCAUUUUUGGGGGAAAUAUCCAUUUAACGAACACUAGCAAGACUCAAGUGUGCUAAUAUUUUUGGGAUCGACUGUAUUUUACACAUUGAAACAUUUCUCAAUAGGUUACUAAUGUUAAUUUAUGGCUGCGGUGAAUAAUUCGAACGCUAGUGUAGGUAUUGUUUGCAUGUGAAAUCCAAAACCUUUGGUCAAUGUUUGCAGGGCUGAGAUCGAAACUACGUGGUUGAAUGAAAAAGCACUUUGGAUGAACGUGAAGAAGGUGAAAUCAAAUAGGUAAUGCUCAAGGCUGAAUUCUAAUGAAUAAUUUACAUGCUUUUUUUACUAAACCAAGAAAUGUGAGCGUUUUGUUUCAUUGUAGUUUGUGUAAAUGAGUCGAUAAUUCCUUUAAUAAUUGUAUAUUAGAGAUGUGCAAAUAUAUAUAAACAUGAAAAGGUCUAUUUUAAUUGUACUAUACUAUAAUGUAGCAUAUUAUUCAUGUCCGUAAUACUGCCUCGAUUCGUUCAUAUAACCGGAGAGGUUGUUGAUUUAAUGCUUUUGUUCGGAUUAAACACACUUAAAAAUCACCGUAGCAGAUUCUGCAUAAAUAUGAGCAAUGCAUGUUUGGCCAUUGUCAUAACACACAUCAUACAGUAUGUGAGACUUAAGCAUCAUUAAAAGCUUUUGAAAAUCUCA